UCACAACAAGAAGUAACAAACAAACACUACACUCAAAGCUCAGUUUCUCGCUAUUGCUAUUGCUCUUGCUCUUUCUCUUUGCUAAGCUUCUCAGAGAUAAACAACAAUGUCGGCGAUAUUUUCUCACUGUACACCUAUCACCUCAGACAAAGCCGCCUCUCUCUCCUCCUCAUUUUCCGGUCACGAUCUCUGGCGAUCGGCCCAACUCCCCCGAAAGUUCUGCUCGACCAUUUCGGUCUCUUCUCCGGCGAGCUCUCCGGCUUUACGAUCAUGGAUCGCUUGCCAGAUUUCCUCCUCCGCCGCCGCUACUUCGCCACUUUCUUCCUCCGUCAAUGUCCAAGCGAAAUCAGGGCAGAAGGAUUUUCUGCACAUUAGUGAUUUUGACAAGGCUACUAUUUUAAAGAUCUUAGACCAGGCUGCAGAAGUCAAAGCAUUGCUAAAAUCAGGAGACAGGACAUUCCUUCCAUUCAAGGGGAAAACAAUGGCGAUGAUCUUUGCAAAGCCAUCCAUGAGAACCCGAGUUUCUUUUGAGACUGGGUUUUCCUUGCUAGGAGGCCAUGCUAUAUACUUGGGACCUGAUGAUAUUCAGAUGGGUAAGCGGGAGGAAACUCGUGAUGUUGCUCGUGUUUUGUGUCGCUAUAAUGACAUUAUUAUGGCACGGGUCUUUGCUCAUCAGGACAUUCUUGAUCUAGCUAAAUAUGCAACUGUACCUGUUGUUAAUGGCCUGACAGACUAUAACCAUCCCUGCCAAAUAAUGGCCGAUGCCCUCACUAUAAUUGAAUAUAUCGGUCAUUUGGAAGGAACCAAGGUCGUCUAUGUAGGAGAUGGAAAUAACAUUGUACACUCUUGGUUGUUGUUGGCAUCAGUUAUUCCCUUCCAUUUUGUUUGUGCCUGCCCUAAAGGUUUUGAACCAGAUGAACAAACAGUUGAGAAGGCACGAAAGGCUGGAAUCAGCAAGAUUGAAAUAACAAAUGAUCCAAAGGAAGCCGUUAGAGGAGCUGAUGUUGUCUACUCAGAUGUGUGGGCCAGCAUGGGACAAAAGGAAGAGGCUGCCCAUCGACGUCAAGUGUUUAAAGACUUUCAGGUGGAUGAAAAUCUUAUGAAGUUAGCAGGCCCAAAAGCCUACUUCAUGCAUUGCUUACCCGCAGAAAGAGGAGUUGAGGUCACUGAUGAUGUUAUCGAAGCUCCAAAUUCCAUUGUCUUCCCACAGGCUGAGAAUCGCAUGCAUGCACAGAACGCCAUAAUGCUUCAUCUGUUUGGCUUGUAAUUGCACAUUAGCCCCACAAGUUGAAGUUGCUCAGUAUUCAGCUUUAGCCGUCUACUAGGAUUUUGUGGGUUAAGUAUGUUUUUACUGUAUCUUUUUCCCAAUGUAGUGCUAGAACAUCACAGCUCAAUAUAUUGAGGUUUACUUUGAACUUCAAUUGAUGCUUAUUUUGAAGACUAUUCUAGUCUGUUGCAUGUUGUUGGAUUUUGUGGGUUUAGUAUGUUUUUACUGUAUCUUUUUCCCAAUGUAGUGCUAGAACAUCACAGCUCAAUAUAUUGAGGUUUACUUUGAACUUCAAUUGUUCCUUA
Molecule: messenger RNA, 1572 nt
Organism: Quercus robur (English oak)
Lineage: Eukaryota; Viridiplantae; Streptophyta; Magnoliopsida; Fagales; Fagaceae
Product: ornithine carbamoyltransferase, chloroplastic
Exons: 5
Coding region: 107-1267 (386 amino acids)
Biological process (GO): L-citrulline biosynthetic process
Cellular component (GO): intracellular membrane-bounded organelle
Molecular function (GO): ornithine carbamoyltransferase activity; amino acid binding
Source: RefSeq, a predicted model, not a curated record